Molecule: messenger RNA, 6095 nt
Organism: Candoia aspera
Lineage: Eukaryota; Metazoa; Chordata; Lepidosauria; Squamata; Candoiidae
Product: proton-coupled amino acid transporter 1-like
Exons: 11
Coding region: 214-1632 (472 amino acids)
Biological process (GO): L-alanine transport; proton transmembrane transport; proline transmembrane transport
Molecular function (GO): glycine transmembrane transporter activity; L-alanine transmembrane transporter activity; L-proline transmembrane transporter activity
Source: RefSeq, a predicted model, not a curated record
AAAACCGCGUUAGUUGUUUGGCCGGAAAUUGAGCUGCCGAGCCGAAGAACUCCGCGCUCCCAAAAGCGUCACGCGAUCUCCACGUCGACCGCAGAGCCGGCGUCGUCACGUGAGCGGAGAAAGCGGGUUCAAUCCGAUGACCUGUCACAGGAAGGAGCUAAAAUGGAAAGCCGGUGAAAAGGAAAAAGAAAGGAGGUUAAUGGUGGAGCCACAAUGUCCACCAAGAGGUUGUAUAAUGAAGACUACAAUGAUUACAGUUCAACAGAUGUGACUCCCAAUGGCAGUUUCCCAGAUGGCUUGAGCAACUUUUCCAGUCCAUCUUCCUACCAACGAUUUGGACAAGCAAAUGGAACAACAUGGUACCAAACCUUAAUACAUCUCUUGAAAGGAAACAUCGGUACAGGCCUGUUAGGACUCCCGUUAGCAAUCAGAAAUGCUGGCAUUGUGGUGGGUCCCGUCUGCUUGCUUUUGAUUGGAAUCAUUGCAGUACAUUGUAUGGACAUCCUGGUUAAAUGUGCUCACCACUUCUGCCACAAGCAUCAAAAACCAUUUCUGGACUAUGGAGAUACUGUGAUGCAUGGGCUAGAAGCCAGCCCCUUUUCGUGGCUCAGAACUCAUUCUAUCUGGGGAAGGUACCUAGUGAGUUUUUUCUUAAUUCUUACUCAGCUGGGAUUCUGCUGUGUGUAUUUUGUAUUCCUUGCUGAUAAUUUCAGACAGGUAAUAUCUGCUGCCAAUGGUACCACCAAUGACUGCAGUGCCAAUGAAACUGCUCUGUUGGCUCCAACGUUGAGCUCUCAGUUAUAUAUCCUGUCCUUGUUACCAUUUGUCAUAUUGCUCGUCUUCAUCCAGAAUCUCAAGAUUCUCUCCAUUUUCUCCAUGGUGGCCAAUAUUCUGAUGAUCAGCAGUCUGAUAAUGAUAUACCAGUAUAUUGUCUGGGACAUUCCAAAUCCUGAUCAUCUGCCUUUAGUAGCUCCCUGGAAGACAAUACCUCUCUUUUUUGGUACAGCCAUCUUUGCCUAUGAAGGCAUUGGAGUGGUGCUCCCUCUAGAAAACAAAAUGAAGACCCCUCAGCACUUUCGCAUCAUCCUGUUUGUGGGAAUGGCAAUUGUCAGCGUCCUCUACCUCAGCUUGGGAACAAUAGGAUACUUGCGCUUUGGAGCUAACAUCCAGGCCAGCAUCACUCUCAAUCUGCCCAACUGUUGGUUGUACCAGUCUGUCAAGCUGCUCUACUCCGUUGGAAUCUUCUUCACUUAUGCUCUGCAGUUCUAUGUCCCUGCAGAAAUAAUAAUUCCUGGGGCUGUUUCCAGGGUUCCUGAACGCUGGAGAUUAUGUUGCAAACUGCUGCUGAGAGCAUCCCUAGUCUGUGUAACAUGUGCACUUGCAAUCCUGAUUCCUCGCCUGGACAUUGUCAUAGCUCUGGUAGGCUCAGUAAGCAGCAGUGCCCUAGCACUGAUCAUCCCGCCCAUCUUGGAGAUCUUCACCUAUUAUUCAGAAGGCAUGCACCCGCUCAUCAUCACCAAGGAUAUUCUCAUCAGCCUCCUUGGUUUAACUGGGUUUGUUGUGGGGACAUAUGAAUCCCUCUUGGAACUGAUUGUGCCAACUGUGUCCAAUGUCACCGCUGCUCUGCCAUGACACUGUAACCUGUUUCAUGCUGAAUCAUUGUCUGCAGUUUGGUUGGACCUUGAUUUCCUUCAUAGCAACUGUAGAAACGUGUUGCUCCUUCUUGCUUUCCAAAUCUAUUUAUUUUAUAGAUAAACAGAUAGGGCUUUGGUUAAAAAGAAGGGGCUCUUUUUAGUGCUCUUAUUUAUUUAUGCUCCUUUUUUGUAUGGGGUUAAUUUAAGAGACAUCAUAAAAACAAAAAAAUGUGUGCUCCAUUAUGAAUAUCCCUACCUGGAAGAAACUGAAUGUCUUGCAAGCAUCUUGCAUUUUAUUAGACUUCUGUACCUAGACCAGUGAAUGUGGGGAGAAUGAAGAAUCCUAAUGUUCCUCAAAGAUCAUUUUUAUGAAGUCCUUUGAGCAUCAUGUUACCAAUCCAUCUUUAUUUUCAUUGUUCAGGCUGUCAAUUUAGAAACUAUAUGUCUCAUUUCUAAUGUAAAUUCCUCCUUUUGGAUAUUUGCAUGGAAAGAGAUAUAUAGCUUGAGAAUGGUAGAAUAAGGAAUCAGGAACACAGAAUAAGGAAGAGCAAAUGAAACUUGGUGUGUAAUGUUAAAAACAGAUGCUGUAAGUUGAUGCUCCUGUCCCAUGAAGUUGUACGUCUAUUGGCAAUAACAGUGAAAACUAUAAGCAACGUCAAGCUAUAUAAACAGUAAUGCUCAGGCAACACCAAUUGGACUGCAUAUGAAAAGGGAAAUAAGGUUUAUAUUGCUAAAUCCAGCACCCUCUCAGUCUGAUUCUGUAGCAGAAUUGAUAUCAAAUUGCUCUGGGAGAAAGAUACAUGCACGAGAUGAACAUGGGAUGGAAAGGUGUUUUUAAAAGAAAGAAUUUUUAUUAUAGUUGUGUAUUUAUAGCAAAGAUAAGCAAUGGGAUAUCAUAAACCAAUUCUCUCUUGUAAGCUUUGCUAUAGUUGCUUCAAGAGUCAUUCACUAAGCAUAAAUUCUGAAAAACUGGAAAUGCUAUGCCCUGAAUGUCAUGGUUAUAAUCCAACAGUAAUGCAAUUCCAGUGUAAACAAGAAUAAUUUUACAUGAGUGUAUGUGUAUAUGGUAUAAGAAAACACAAGGGGAGUCAGAUGCAUAGUGGUAUCUUCUGAAUUUACUUCUGGAUCAUGGAAACACUUCGAGAGCUACCUAACAAUCAUAGCCCAUUAGUGCGUGUACAUAGGUUAAAUUCAUGGGUCCAACUUUCAUGCGGUUUCCUUCUUGCACAUGGGAAGAGGCCCUAAAAAGCUAGCCAAUCAUAAUAGAUAAGUAAAUUGAUUGAGCAAGCUCAUAAGGAUUCUUAUAUUAAAAGUGCUCUACACAUCCGGUUUUCUAUUAUUUUCACUGAUAAAAUUGCCCUUUUUCUCAGGAACAAAAGCAGAUACAGCCCAGAAAUAUGCCCAAGCUUGCUUUGACCAAAGCACUACCAUAUUUUGUGGGAAAUGUAAGUCAUUGCUCUGCUAAUUACCAAACCAUAAAAGAAAAUAACACUCCUAAGAAGGUCUUUGGAUUCCCAGUCAAGCUCAGAGUCUUCUGAGUCUGUGCAGAAGUGCAGCCUUAAUUAACAAAGCCAGUGAUAAAACUGAAUAGUUUACACAAAGAUUAUUUUAAAAUUUUUCUUCUUAAGAUUUCAGUUGCUUCAUGGCAUUAUCAAGUAUUUGAUACUACCAUUUCCACUUUCUAAAACCAUCAUACAUGUGGCUUCCAUUGUGGUUUCUUCUGUUUUUAUCCAGUUAGCCAAGGGGUCUGAAUUUGACUGUAAUCCUUAAAUUAUAAUUCAGAUGCAAUUUAACUGGGAGCUGUUCUUGCUCCCUGAAUUCAGUAGGGCUUAUUUCUGUUGGUUUAUGACUUAAAAAAGGAAGAUGGAAUGCAUACCAUCGUUUAUCUCUUCCAGUAAUCACGGUUAGGCUGUAUCUUUGAUUUUAUUUUUUCAUGAAUAGCCACCCAGGAGGAAGAUGGAAGUGAGGAAUUAUCACUCUUUAGCUACAGCACCCAAAUAUUUAUUUAACGUUUUAAAUAGAUACUGAACUGUAGGAUUUAUGAAUUAUUUUGGAAAGGUUAUGUAGACUGGUUUUAAAUAUAUCAUUUAAUGGUUUAUCUACUUUUUAUGCAUUGUUAUAUGGUUGAUGCAAUAAUUAGAUGAAUUGCCAGUUAGUUUUCUAUCCCCUUUCUCAUUCUUCUAAAACUACCGAUGUCUCAUUAACUCUGGGAUAUACUUCAGGUAUAUAUUUCUCUCCCUGUAUAGUAAAGCAUGUGAGAAAAUAGACAUAUUCAAUAUUCUGGUCUUGGCAACAUAAUGCUGAAAUCUAAAUUAAAAUUGCUUUAAAUUUUGCCAGUGAACCCAGGACACGAAGACACAAGAAGUUACCUGAGCAGAGUCCUGCAGUGUUAGUGCUAGGGCAAGUUUUUACAAAGGUUAACCAGAACCUUUGCACAAUUUUGAGCCAGAAUAGUCAAGAGAAAAUAAAAUCAACGUAAAGUGGCAAUGACACAUUUCUAACUUCUUUCUAAUGAAUUGGUAUUUUGACUUAGUAAUUAUUACAAACAGUAGAAUUGACAGGGUUACGCUUGUGCACUCUUGCUGUCUUAUCACUUGAUCUUGAACUGUUGUAAGUGAUUGUGUGAACACUAGCACAUCCAUUAUUUUACUGAAACAAAAGCAGAACGGAUGCAGAAAUUAGAAAAACAAGGAAACUUAAUGAAGUCUCAAAGAAACAUCAUAGAAUUUUAUACUAGCUUUUUAGCUCUGGAGUUACCCCACUUUUCAGAUUGCAAGUGCCAUAAGACCAGUUUUGUAGGUGUUCUUUUGUAGGUCAGAAUGGUAUUUUUAUUGGUUCGUAGAACUUCCCCUAUUUGAAAAGUCAGCCUUCCCAUAAUAUGGCACUGAUAGCAUUCUGCUAGCCCCUGGGUGUCCAAGGUGGGUAAGAGUUACAUUAUUCACAGCCCCUGCAUGAAAUGAAAGAGUUCCCUUAUUUGUCAGUAGAUGCCUUAAUGUCUCUGUAAUGGUUCUGUAAAACUUUGUAUUCUGACUGAACACUAUUUCAAGCAUUCUUCUCUGUCGGAAUAAUGCUUCUACUUGACUUCUAGGGAAUUAACUGUUUUUCCAGCCAGGAUUUUAGUGAAAAAAGUCUACAUCAAAAAUAGUACCAGAAUUACUGCUAAUUAUAUUCUAUAUCUUUGGCAUCAUGGCAGAUGGUCUUGUCUGGGUACGCUUGUUAAAAUUGCCUGCAUACAAUUAUUUCUGGAGAUUUGUGGCUUUUAGCGCUUCUUUUUUCCCCCGUUGGGAUAAUCUGUGCCCUAUUUGUAUUUUCCUGCAGGGCACAGAAAGAGGUGGUUUUGUAUUACUGAAUUCUCUAUUCACCUGCCCUUUAGUGUUUCCAGUAGUCCUCAGAGAAGGAUAAACUAGAUCAUUUGCCAUGUUCUGGGCAAUUACAUCUUGAGAGUUUUUAAAUCUGUUGUCUAGCUGUGUCUGUAAAGUAGUCUUCCUCAUCCAAGUCAUCCCCAGAUCUCCAGAAUUGGACCCAUAAUUCUCAGGAAGCAGUGUCAUACUGAGUUGGUAAUCAUGGGAUUUGAAGUAAACUUUUCUGAUGUCUCUCUCUGUAAGUUAUUUCUGUCACCCGGUCUAUUCUGUCUCUGUUAAUGGAUAAAAGGGCAUUUUAGUCUCAGUUAAGUUUGCUUAUUUUAAUUUUAUUUGUAAAAGAAGUGAUUGUACUUGUGAGGUUAGAUGUGUGCAAACUCCAAACACAGCUUGGGUCUUCCCCAAACUUCUAUGAUUACCAGAGCCCCCCAAAAUGACUUACAACAGAGGCCAAACUGAAAGUAUUGAGAUCUGUGCAUAGAUCUAUGAUGUAUUUUUGCCAAACUGCAACACUACAUAUUUUUGCUUCAGUGGAGACUACAUGAAAGCCCCCACUAGAAUGUUUGCACAGAGCCAGCCUUUGGGGAUAGUUUCCAAUUCCUCCAGGUUCCUCUUAAUCUACCACUUUGGGCCUUUGCCUUCAGUUAGCUAGAGGAGAAUAUAGAUGCAUUGCUGCUCCUGUUAAGGUAGUUUGGUGUCACAUAUUUAAGUAUGGUGCAGAAUCAAGCAAACAUAUUUUGGGUAACCUAAAUUUGGGAAAUGCACGCAAUUAUCCUCAAAUGUGUCUAUACGAGUGACUUUGAAGAUAGGAAACAGUGUAUGCUGGUGUGUCUGUCAAAUCAGUCAAUGUGUAUUUAUUUGUGCCUACAUGUGUGUACAGCAAGCCACUCUGUACACUGCGUAUACUCUGUAGGAGACCUAGGGUGAUGUGUAUGUGUGAUAACACUGUAACUGAAAGAUAUAUUUUCUGGCUACUUUAUUCAUUAAAGUCAGUUUUUUACUUUAUAAUAAGGCUCCACAGUGACUUUAUUUGAAAUUUUUCAGAUUGCUUAUAAUUCAUAAUACCUAAUGAAGAUUUGAAAAUAAAGCAAUAAUAAACAUG